This is a messenger RNA of Oryzias latipes (Japanese medaka), 2391 nucleotides long. It is a transcript of the gene snap25a, whose product is annotated as synaptosome associated protein 25a. Gene Ontology annotation, cellular component: synaptobrevin 2-SNAP-25-syntaxin-1a-complexin I complex; plasma membrane. Lineage: Eukaryota; Metazoa; Chordata; Actinopteri; Beloniformes; Adrianichthyidae. The record is from RefSeq and is a predicted model, not a curated record. Gene Ontology annotation, molecular function: SNAP receptor activity; syntaxin-1 binding; voltage-gated potassium channel activity. Gene Ontology annotation, biological process: synaptic vesicle fusion to presynaptic active zone membrane; exocytosis; synaptic vesicle priming.
CCCCAUUGAAGAAGAAGUGAGGAGGAACAAGCAGCCGACGCGCAGUGCCUUUGCAGCAUCUCAGUCACACAGCAGAGAGAGGCUCCUUACACGGUUCCCAUAGGCAGCCUUUUCCUCCCUUCCUGACUGCGGGGCUCCAACAAAAGGCGCGGGUAACCCCUGACUCCCAUUAGGAUCUUCUCUUCCCUGUUGGAGACCUUCUCCACCCCCCAAAUCCAGCAGCCAUGGCAGAGGACGCAGACAUGCGCAAUGAGCUGUCAGACAUGCAGCAGCGGGCUGACCAGCUAGCCGAUGAGUCACUGGAGAGCACUCGCCGCAUGCUGCAGCUGGUGGAAGAGAGCAAAGAUGCCGGCAUCAGGACUUUGGUCAUGCUGGAUGAACAGGGAGAGCAACUGGAGCGCAUCGAGGAGGGAAUGGACCAAAUCAAUAAGGACAUGAAGGAUGCAGAAAAGAAUUUGAACGAUCUAGGGAAAUUCUGUGGUCUUUGCUCCUGUCCAUGCAACAAGAUGAAGAGCGGCGCCAGCAAGGCCUGGGGGAACAAUCAGGAUGGGGUGGUGGCCAGCCAGCCCGCCCGUGUGGUGGACGAGCGUGAACAGAUGGCCAUCAGCGGAGGCUUCAUUCGUAGGGUAACAGAAGACGCUCGGGAAAAUGAAAUGGACGAGAACCUGGAGCAGGUGGGUGGCAUCAUUGGCAACCUGCGCCACAUGGCCCUGGAUAUGGGCAACGAGAUCGACACCCAGAACCGCCAGAUCGACAGGAUCAUGGAGAAGGCUGAUUCCAACAAGACUAGGAUUGAUGAAGCCAACCAGCGUGCCACAAAGAUGCUGGGCAGUGGCUAAGCGCCGCCGGCCCCAGAGCACAAUCUUCCCGGCGUCCCCGCGCCACACAUCAGCAGGCGCUGACAUGCUUUCAUCAUGGUCUUGACCUUCUAGGUUUGCACACAUGCACAUAUCACACCUCCCCUUACUCAUUGUAAAUGCUGUUCUUCGUGUCGUCUGUCCAGCUUUUUUCAAGAUGAUUGUCCUCGUAAAAAGAUUAUUUCUAUUAUUCCGUAUAUCAUUCUUUCCAAAGGUUGUACAUAGUGCUGACUUGAUGGCUCUCUAGCUCACUUGUGAAGUUUUUAAUUCUCUUUAUCAUAAAUAUAUAUACACAUAUAUACAUAUAUAUGUAUAUAUAUAUAUAUAUAUAAAAUAAAUAUUUGAAGUACUCUGAAUGAUAAGUAUAUUAUAGGAAUGCUCAAAAAGUUGUUUGUUUUGUUAUUUUUUCCUUUCCAGUAUCUCAGUAUUGUCUUUGUAAAACUGUUUCCCUCCAUCCGGGCUACAGUCCCGCUUUUUUUUUGGUGUUAUGACAAACGAAACAGAGAGGGCAGGGGGGCGAAAAGCACCAGUUAAAGCUUUACAAAGCUGCGGCACAGCGGAGAAAGGUUUGAAAGAGCACACGCAAAGAGAAGGCAGUCGUUUUCCUUCAUCGCAGUCAUUCUGAGUUACUGUUAUGACAAUGUGCAACUUAGACUCUCUGUAGCUGUAUUAGACAUUGCAUUCCAAGUGACGUGAAUUGUGCGUUCUCUGCAUGACAAAUGGUAGAUUUUAGUCUUAUAAAUAAACCAUGUCUGAAAAACAUAUAUAAAAAAAUGGUAAUAUGGCCGUAGCAAAUUGACAAAACGCAUGCUCCAUAUUAGGACACAGUUGAUCGUUCCAUACUCCUGCAAGUUUGCAAUAGUGCCACUCUCUGUCUUGAUGAUAAUUACCGACUGUGACCAUCUCGUUGUACAAAAAUGCAAAAGGGAUUCAAAGUAAAACAAUAAAAAGGGUGUGAUGAAGUUGGAGUGAGAUACGAGGACUUGGGGUUGCAAAAAUGAAAAAAAAAGAAAAAAAAAGACCUGUUUUCUAAAUGAUUAUGCAGUUCACCGAAAAAGACGUUCUGUUGUGUUGAAAGAUGAGGACUGGUUGUGUACUGUAACAUAGGUUUUGGAUGCUCUGACCAUUAAAAAAAGUAAAUAAAAGUUUGCAAUGUAAAGCAAAAGACGCAUAUUUCUGAGAGACCUUACUUUUCUAAGACUGUACCUGUAAGUUUCUUCUCCCCGUGUGGUUUGUUAUUGGUAAAAAACUAAUACAGAUAGUAUUAAAUGACAGUAACUAUACUCUAAAACUGCAAACUAAAGGGUUCUUAUGUUGCUUCUGUACUUUAGAACUAUGCACACCAAAUCGCCAACAUGUUACGUAGUUCCAGUAAGGUGACUGAAUCCCCAAACCUGAAUGACACAAUAGCAGAAACUGUGAGAUUGAUGUCCUCAACGCAUGUAAUAUUAAAGACUCCCUCUCUGUAUUCUGUCAGUGUGUGAAGUGGUGGGCAUUUUGUAGCUAGCUAAAUUGAUUAAAGUAAUAAACCCUA